AUGGAUCUGGCAGGCCAAAUCGAUGCCCGCAUCAGAGGGAGAGGACUCGCGCACCUCUUCAGUUUGGACCAUCGACUACUUCCUCACUUGUCGCUUCACCUACUGUCGUCUCCUGCUGGUGCUGGUUUCUUUUUUGUGGGUAAGAAGGACGGCUCGUUGCGCCCCUGCAUUGACUAUCGUAGACUAAAUGACAUUACAGUCAAGAAUCGCUAUCCUUUACCCCUCAUGUCAACAGCUUUUGAUUUGCUACAGGGGGCCCAGAUUUUCACUAAACUUGACUUGAGAAAUGCCUACCACCUUGUGAGGAUUAGGGAGGGAGAAGCCUUCAACACCCCAACAGGCCACUAUGAAUAUCUCGUGGUCCCUUUUGGAUUAACCAAUGCGCCAGCUGUUUUUCAGGCUUUGAUCAACGAUGUCUUGAGAGACUUCUUGAAUGUUUUUGUUUACCUUGAUGAUAUUUUGAUUUUUUCACGUACUCUUGCUGACCACAGGCUCCACGUCAGGCAGGUUCUCCAGCGGCUUCUGGAGAACAAACUGUUUGUUAAGGCAGAGAAGUGCGAAUUCAAUAAGGAUUCAGUCUCUUUUUUGGGCUACAUUAUCUCUCCCUCCCAGGUCCAGAUGAACCCCUCAAAACUGAAGGCAGUGGUUGACUGGAGAAACUAUGAUAUUGGAGAUCGGGAGCUGCUGGCAGUGAAACUGGCCCUGGAGGAAUGGAGGCAUUGGCUGGAGGGAGCUGAUCGUCCUUUCCUGGUAUGGACGGAUCACAAGAACCUGGAGUAUCUCCGAACAGCCAAGCGCCUCAAUGCUCGACAAGCCAGUCCAGUCACAGGUGCUGGAAUGGGGGCAUGGUUCCAGAAUUGCCUGCCAUCCUGGGACAGCUCGGACUCUGGCACUGGUCGGACAGAGCUUUUGGUGGCCAUCCAUGAGGAGGGACGUGGAUACCUGGAGGAGCGCGAAAACGCCAGUCUCGCGCAGGAGUUUGGAAGAGGAGGAGGUUGCAGUUCCCUCAGCCCAGGCUUUUGUGCACUGGUGCAAGAGGACAUGGUCAGGACCCAGCUCUUGCGCUCAGUCGAUGCCUUUAAGAAACAGGCAGACAGGCAUCGUUCUGCUGCUCCAAUGUACAGAGUGGGCCAGAGGGUGAUGCUGUCCACCCGCUACCUACCUCUCCAGUCCCCCUGCCACAAGUUGAAUCCCAGGAUUGUUGAUGGAGGUGAAGUCUUUACGGUGAGCAGACUCCUGAGGGUGCGUCGCCGAGGUAGAGGACUCCAGUACCUCGUUGACUGGGAGGGCUAUGGCCCAGAGGAGCGCAGCGGGGUCCCUGCCAGGUUCAUCAUGGACCGCACUCUGAUCCCGGAGUUCCACCAGCGCCAUCCGGAGGCCCUGGCUGGGACGCCUGGGCCCUCUCUCCCCCAGCAGUGA
Messenger RNA from Alosa alosa (allis shad), 1419 nucleotides. RefSeq lists its product as uncharacterized. NCBI's taxonomy places the organism in Eukaryota, Metazoa, Chordata, Actinopteri, Clupeiformes, Clupeidae. The record is from RefSeq and is a predicted model, not a curated record.